Stegastes partitus (bicolor damselfish) is the source of this 4892-nucleotide messenger RNA. RefSeq names its product phosphatidylinositol glycan anchor biosynthesis, class O (gene pigo). Gene Ontology annotation, cellular component: endoplasmic reticulum membrane. The transcript has 11 exons. Gene Ontology annotation, molecular function: mannose-ethanolamine phosphotransferase activity. The coding region runs from base 82 to 3357 and encodes 1091 amino acids. Gene Ontology annotation, biological process: GPI anchor biosynthetic process. The record is from RefSeq and is a predicted model, not a curated record. Lineage: Eukaryota; Metazoa; Chordata; Actinopteri; Pomacentridae.
GAGACACCUGCACCGCCGUGUUGUGAGCACACACAACCCGCCCUCCAACCGAGAGAGGACGAAAGCCCGGCUGCUACAAGGAUGAAAGGGCUGCCCGUGCUGUCCCUGCUCCUCUGGAUGUGCGCCGUGUACUUCGUGGGCAUCUACCUGUUCGUGGGUGGCUUCCUGCUGGUGAGGCUGGAGGUGAACCGGACCAGCACCUGCGGGGACGUGCUGCAGCCCGGGCAGGAGCCGGUGGACUUCUGCCGCGCCCAGCCUCGCUUCCGCCGGGUUGUGCUACUCAUCAUCGACGCCCUGAAGAUCGACUUCGCCCGGUUUGACCCCAACAACACGGCGCCGCGACCUUACGAGAACAAGCUACCUGUGCUUGAGGAGAAGGUCGCCUCCAGGCCUUUCCAGAGCCGACUGUACUCUUUCCGCGCCGACCCUCCUACCACCACCAUGCAGAGGAUCAAGGGCUUCACGACCGGAUCCCUGCCGACCUUUGUGGAUGUGGGGAAUAACUUUGCAUCUAGUGCCAUUUUGGAGGACAAUCUGAUCCACCAGCUUGGGAGAGAGGGCAAACGGGUGGUGUUUAUGGGCGAUGACACCUGGGAGAAUCUUUUUCCCAAGAAGUUCCACCGCUCUCUGCCCUUCCCUUCUUUCAAUGUGAAAGAUUUGCACACUGUGGAUAACGGGAUCCUGCAGCACCUCUACAACACUAUGACAGGUAAUGACUGGGAUGUCCUGGUUGCUCAUUUCCUCGGGGUGGAUCACUGUGGUCACAGGUUUGGCCCCGACCACCCGGCCAUGGCUGACAAGCUCACACAGAUGGAUGGAGUCAUCAGGUCUGUGAUUGACCGUCUGCAGAAUGACACCCUCUUGGUGGUGAUGGGAGAUCAUGGGAUGACUGACACUGGAGAUCAUGGUGGAGAAAGUCAGAAAGAGACCGACGCUGCUAUCUUCCUCUACAGCCCUUCCCCUGUCUUUGCUGGACCCCCGUCACAGAACGAACCAGACGUGGUGCCGCAGACUGACCUGGUACCAACCCUGGCUCUGCUACUGGGAAUUCCCAUCCCAUACAGCAGCGUGGGGCAGGUUCUGUUGCCUUUAUUCCCUCCACAUGGGCAGACAGAAGGUGCAGUGAGAGGUCUCAGCCAGCUGGAGGCACUGUGGAUCAACGCAAAACAGGUCAACCGUUUCCUGGAGACUUACUCUGGCAUGGCCAAAGACAUCCCACCAGAGAGCCUCUUCCAGCUGAAGGAUGAAUUUGCCCGCCUCUCCGCCGAGUACCUCAGCACGGUUGGAGAGGGUCGGUCACCCGCCCCGCAGCUGGCCUCGUCUCUGCAGGCCUACCUCACCUCUGUCAGGGACACCUGCCGAGCCACAUGGGCCCAAUUCAACCCACUUAAGAUGGCAGCAGGUUUAGCCAUCCUGGCGUUUGCAUGCCUGAUGUGUUUUAUCCUGUCUGAACUGUCCCUGGUGCUGGUCAGGGAGAAUAACGCUGGGCUGAAGGCCCCGGUGGUUGUGGCGCUAACGGCAAGUGUCGGUGUGGCUGCUGCUCAGCUGCUCACACAGGGCUAUGUCGAGGUGGUGUGGUGCCUUGCAGCUGGCGCCUUCAGCUCUGAACUUCUCUUCUUCUGGAGGGCUCGUCGACUCAGUAACCCCGCCGUGUCAAAGAACGGAACAAAAGGUCCGAAGAGUGCCAGCUGGCUGACCCCACGUCGCCUCCUCAUCCCCCCUCUCUUGGUACCCCUCCUUCGCUGUGCCUCCCUGCUCUCAGACAGCUAUGUGAUUGCUGAAGGCCGGGUUGUGACCUUUCUGGUCUUCUCUCUGGCCCUCUACAUUCCCAUCCAUCUCAACUGGGAUGGCCUGCUUCUGCCUCCGAGCCAUGACCCUCUGAAGUCUGCAGGUCUGCUGCCCUCGCCAGCCUUGUCCCCGUCGACUGUGAGGAAAGAAAGCAGCACCCUCCUCACCUGCUUAGGACUCCUUGUUGGCAGCCUCUACCUCUCCCUCUCCUUCCACGGUUGUCGAGAAGAGCAGGGCUCCUGCCAGCCGUCGCCCUUCCUCUCUCCUCUCUCCCGGUUUCAGGACAGCCAGCUCAAGAACAUCCACUAUGUCCUCUCUGUUGUCUCUCUGGGCUUGUGGACGUAUCUACUGAGACGUUGUCUCUGCCACUAUGGUAAUCUCAACUCCUCAGGUGGGACCGUGUUCACGGCUCGCUGGAUCCUGCCACUGCUGUCAGUGUGCCUAGGGCUCCACUGGGCUGUUAGUGCCACUCCAGAAGACAGCUUCAAGAAUUUGACUGAGCUGAUCCGCCUGGCACAGCUGGCCCUCCCCAGGGCUGCCUUCUGUCUCCUGGGACUUGGGCUGUCCCUGAUCUGGCUCGACCCUCUCACUGUGUUUGUGAAGACCAGGGCCGCGGCUUCAGCCAGAAGCUCGUCUCUACCCCCGCCCCGCUACCGGGCGAGCACCGGCAUCAGCCCCCAAGCCGAGCUGCACCAUCUUAUCCCGCAGAUCUACCAGCGCAUGCGUCGCUCCCUAGAUGAUGGAGAGCUGAGUGGAGGCAGUGAGGUGGACAACAGGCCCGCUGUGGAGGCCUACGGACUGGGAACUGUCUACUCUGCCCCUGUGCUGUUGUUCUGCGGCCUGCUGGGAAUUGGUCUGCUGCUGCUGCACCCAGAGGGCAUGGCUCCGUCAUUCCUCCUGCUGUUGCUAGAGAUGGGAGCUCUGCUGCACAUUCACGCCUCCUCCACAAUCCUUAGUGGCCUGCAUGGAGCUUAUUCUGGUGGAUUCAAUGUGCCCUGGUCUCCAGUAGUGCUGUGGUCUCUGGCUGCCACCCAGUUCUUCCAUGCCACAGGCCACCUGCCCACCUUCCCCUCCAUCCAGUGGGGUGCUGCCUUUGUGGGAUUCCCUGAUGGGCACACCGGCACCAUACUGCCUGCCUCACUGGUUACCCUCAACACCUUUGCCUCGCACAUCUUAUUUGCAGUGGGUUGUCCGUUGCUGCUGUUCUGGCCCCUGGUGUGUGAAGUACGUGGGAGCAGAGGAGGACGAGCUUGCGGGGAGGAAGGAGAAGAUGCCGUGAUGGAGAUGAGGCUGAGAGAAAACCCCCAGCUUUUCAGCUCUGCUCUUCUACAACUAUCAACACGCUACCUCUUUAUUCAUGGAGCACAGGUCUUUGCUUCAGUCUGUGCAGCUGCUAUCCUCAGGAGACACCUAAUGGUGUGGAAGGUUUUCGCACCCAAGUUAAUGUUCGAGGCUUCGGGGUUCCUGGUGAGCAGCGUGUUCCUGCUGAUCGGGGUCACGUUGGUGCUGAGAGUAGACGUGGCCGUGAGCCGCUGGUUCAAGAGACUCAUCCCAGAUGCAUCCAGGUAGCGACGGUGCUGCUGCUGCUGCUGCUGCUGCUUUUCCACCGGAGCCCACCAGAGCUCACUGUGCCACAGAGAAAAUGGACAUGGUGUUAACUGUAAAGGAUUUUUCACAAAAAAAACAAAAACAAAAAACAUCACCAUUGGUGAUACGAAUCCCCACAAACACGCCAUGUGAGGUUGCCUCUAACUGUUACUCUUGAGGGCUAUGCUGUGCAUUACUGACACUGAGGGACUUUAGGACAUGUUGGACUGACCGAAUUCUGAGCGUUGGGACUUUUUAUACAGUGUUUUUGAUUAAACCAUCUCACAAAAUCGAUAAAAGCCUUUGAGGUCCAAAGUUGCAUGUGGUUAAAGAGAGAACAGCUGUAUCUGAAUGUUUUUUCCCUAAAUCUGUGUUUUCUAACUUGUGUAUGAAACCUUCCAAGGCAGUCAGUCUUGCGGGUGAUUCAUCUGAGUCAAAAAAAAGCUUCACACAGUUUACACUCUCUACUUGCCUGUCACAGCUGGUUUAAAAACCUCAGCAUUUAAAUAUAUUUGGCCUUCAGUGUUUUCCAUACUAGAAAAUGAGGCCGCCAGUACAUUUAAGUGGCUGAAUCGACAGUGUAAUGUGAUGAGAAGCACCUACGAAAUACAGAAACUUUGAACGGAGGUUCAGUGUCUUUCUGCAGAAUGUGAAUCUGUGGCUGUUGAGCUAAAGCUAAUCUACCACCCAGUGUUUGGAGCUACCUUAUGAUCCUUUUGCAAGCAGGUCUUCUCCAUUCGGUGAAAUCCAUUCAAGUGCAUUACAGCAUGUCUGUCAUGUUUCUGCUGAAGGAACCUUUCAAAACGUUUUUUUUUUUUCUUUUUUUUUGUAGGUUUUGUAUGUCCGAUAUGUUGAAAUAACCAGUUUGUCUGGUUACUGCCAAUUCAUAAUAUUGUCAUUAUUAAUGUUUUUACACAGUUCCGGGUUCUUUAAUUUUUAUAGGGGUUUUGAUUCCUAACUCUAAUGCAUGUUUAUAAUUAAGAUUAGUUUUCAAUCACUGAUGUUUUUUUAAAAUCUCGAAUCAGACUUUAGUUCUAAUUAGAUUUCAUACACCUUUUCCCCAGAACACGUGCCUAGCUUUAACAAAUGCCUUUUUUUGUGCGUGUUUCUUUGUUGUAUGAUGUCAUUAAGUUAACAGGAUCAUUAAAUCCUCCAGAAACACUGUCAGCACAUUUAAUUCUGCUCUUGAGUUAGUGUCCAGUUUAAGAUCUGUUAUGGUACUGCAGCUGCAGUCAGCAGCUAAUCAGCUAAUGCAUGAUAUCGAAAGGGACGUUAAGCCGAGGCUGAAUUAGCUAAAAACGCAAACAGCACUGAAUUCCUCCGGCUGCUGUACGGGAGCGAUAGGUCGUAAAAGACCGACUGCCGCAACGUCGUCAGCCCAAUUGAUGGUUUGGCUUGCUUGAAUGAUGACGGGGCACAUUUGUCUUCAGUUUUAAAAAUGUUUAAUAUAUAAAUAACUGGUUAAUGAAAAAUGAUUUUGCAUUCUGUGAAAACUGUAAUAAAACUUUUCUACUCAA